Molecule: messenger RNA, 162 nt
Organism: Aspergillus versicolor CBS 583.65
Lineage: Eukaryota; Fungi; Ascomycota; Eurotiomycetes; Eurotiales; Aspergillaceae
Exons: 2
Coding region: 1-162 (53 amino acids)
Source: RefSeq, a predicted model, not a curated record
AUGGCCGUCCUCGUUUCGACUGUCGUUGCCGAUACCCAGUAUGCGCUGAACGCCGAUGCCAACUGCCUUAAUAUCUGCUGGGAUGAACCCAGCACAUGCCCUCCUGGUAUGGAGUUAACCCACCUUACUGAAGACUGCUGGACCUGUUGCAGGAGCGAUUAA